AAUGUGUUCUUCCGAUAAUAUUACAGUCAAGUUGAAGACGUCCAGAAGUUUCAACAACUUUCUGGAUGUACCUAAUGAAACUCCGAGGAGUCUCAGGAAAUCUAUCAGUGCCUCGUUCCUUCAUGUCCCCAAGAACUUCAGCUUCGCCUCUUUAGAACUGGAUGUAACAAGCGAACGAUGGUGGGUCCUGACCUGUUUCGUGGCCCUGUCGGCGGUCUCCAGUGCCCACUACAUCCAGUACAGUGCCAUCUCCAACAUCAUAACGAGAUAUUAUGGUGUCUCCGAACUGCACGUCGAUUGGACAGCCAUGGUCUUCGCCUUGGCGUACAUCAUACUGGCUUUUCCAGUUUCUAAGUUUAUAGACGCAAAGAAUUUGCGAGCAUCUGCAGUAACUGCAGCUAUCUGCUCCUCUCUGGGAGCCUGGAUAAAAACUUUGGCAGCCACUGAUCAUUCCUUGUUUCACGUGGCUUUAGUAGGCCAGAGCAUCCUUGCUCUGAGCCAAGUCUUCAUACAUUCUAUGCCAAGUAAAUUGGCAGCUGUCUGGUUUCCACCACAAGAGGAAUCCACCGCAUGUUGCAUCGGAGUAUUCGGUCACCAACUAGGCAUAGCCAUAGGAUUUUUGUUGACGCCUAUAAUAGUCAACUUGGACGACCAGCAAAAACUUGAUAUCAAAAACAACAUCACAAUAACAGACUCUGGACAAAACUUUACACAAUUGGGUAUCUCAGAUCCUAAUUCCAUAACAAUUUUGGAACGACUUCUGAUCAAAGAACGUUUGACAUACUUUUCCAUCUGCUUAGCAGUAAUGACUACUGUUGUGACAAUAUUCGUGGUCACAAAAUAUAAAUCCCAGCCAGUUAAACCUCCGUCUCAUGCUCAAGCAGUUCAACGUUCCAUUGAUGAGAAUGUCCAAAGAAUGAAAAAGACUUUUAAGGAAAGAUUUUUGAAGACAAAAAGUAGAAGAAAUGCUGUUGGGCAGUUUGAAGUUAAGGAACUGAGGAGGAAGAGCAUGUAUUAUAAUCGUAGGAAGUCUACGAUAUGCUCGAUGAGUGUUACUGUCAACAAAAGAUACAACAAACAGUUGUCCUGCUUGAGAAGACUUCUGUUCAAAAAUUAUGGAUUCGUGAUCGUCCUGAUGUCAACUGGUAUCAAUUCAGGAGUCACAUCAGCAAUCACAACACUUUUGAAUCAACUUGUGCUCAAUUACUAUCCGGACAGUGCAGUUGACGCAGGUCUUCUAGGAACCCUAAUGGUGCUAUCAGGUGCUGCCCUGGGUCCACUUUAUGGGCGUGCUUUGGACAAGACCCAGUGUUACUGUUUUGCAGCAAUUGUGGUCAGUGCUUUAUCAGUUGGGGCCACUUUGGCACUGACUGCUGCCCUGGUCAGUGGUAGUUUGAGACUGGUUUAUACGGCUGGAGGAUUUUUAGGGAUGUUCUUAUGUGCUUUUCCAGUACUUGGUGGUGAACUAGCAUCUGAAUUGACAUUUCCGGAACCAGAAGGUGUUGUAUCAGGUGUAUUAAAUACAGUCAGUCAGAUCUUCGGUAUCAUAGUGACCCUAUGCAUGGUAGAGAUCCAGAACUCCUUCGGCGACCUGAUAGCAAACCUCUCCUGCUGCUUCCUGCUGCUGAUAGCAACUUCCAUAUUAUUCCUAUGUCCAAGGGAUCUGAGGAGACAACAGACGAGAGCAGAUUUAACAUAUGCUGCAGCAGUGGAGUGCGAGAGCAGGAGGGAAUUGGAGAGCAUCGAGAAGAGGAAGAAGUUGAGGAUCGGUGGUAACGUUGGAGGAGAUUUUGAUGAAGAUGAAGGGAUUUGCGUCUGAGAUAAGAAUUUAUAUGGAAGGUGGUGUACCUUGGUUGGUGUCAUAGAUUAAGAC
Molecule: messenger RNA, 1873 nt
Organism: Ctenocephalides felis (cat flea)
Lineage: Eukaryota; Metazoa; Arthropoda; Insecta; Siphonaptera; Pulicidae
Product: feline leukemia virus subgroup C receptor-related protein 2-like
Exons: 11
Coding region: 2-1819 (605 amino acids)
Biological process (GO): heme export; transmembrane transport
Cellular component (GO): membrane
Molecular function (GO): heme binding; heme transmembrane transporter activity
Source: RefSeq, a predicted model, not a curated record